ACAGGGAACUUCAGACAGAACACUGUCUCAGCUCAAGCUCCUCCAUGGGCUCUGAGUACCAAUCGGAUCUCUGCUUCCCACAGCUAGGCAACAUCUCCUGCAAGAAGCCUACGUCUGACGGGUCUUUGAGUUUGUUUGUCUUUUUCAGAGUCUUCCUGUCCAUCGCCUGCGUCCUCACUGUGCUGCUCAACCUGUUCGUCAUCAUCUCUAUCUCCCACUUCAGGCACAUGUUCUUUUGCUCUGAACCCAAGAUUUGUUCUACUGUGUUGAAUGAUGUAGCCGCCUACUCCUCAUCACCUUGAAAGUGUAUUUCAUAACAUCUUGUUUGCAUUAUCUGUUGUUCUAUGUGUUUGUGUGUGUUUUUGCAGGCAGCUCUACACCCCCACCAACAUCCUCCUCCUCUCCCUCGCCAUCUCUGACAUCCUGGUGGGCUUGGCGGCGAUGCCACUAAUGAUCAUCAUGAGCACAGCCUGCUGGUUUUUUAGUCCCAUGGCAUGUGUUCUUUGGAAUUACCUGACUUUCAUUUGUCAGUCUGCUUCUGUAGGAAACAUGGUGCUGAUAUCAGCAGACCGUUUCCUGGCUAUUUGCUAUCCUCUGCAUUAUACUGUCAAAGUCACUGUGACAAAAACUCAACUUUGCGUUUGUGUCUGUUGGUCAGCUUCCGUUAUCUUCUGCACCAUGUUUUUGAAGGACAACUUGGCUGAUCCCGAAUUGUUUCUCACUUGCAUUGGAGAAUGUUUUAGCCAUUUCGGUGUUAUCGGAGGCAUUCUGGACUUCAGCAUCAACUUCUUUCUUCCUCUAAGCAUUAUUGUCACGCUGAACAUGAGAGUGUUUGUGGUUGUCGUGUAUCAGGUGAGAGCCAUGCGCUCUCUCAACAAACGUGUUCAACUUUCUGCCCCUUUCAGAGCAAAGAAAUCGGAGCUGAAGGCCGCCAACACCCUGGGUGUUCUCAUUCUGGUCUUUCUGCUGUGUUUCUGUCCAUUCUACAUUGUACCUCCGUUGGUUAGAGAACAUGAGAACUUGCGUUCAGUGAUGGAUUAUGUCUAUUAUGUGUAUAAUUUGAACUCGUGUGUGAACCCCUUGAUUUACGCCGCCUUCUACCCCUGGUUUAGAAGAGCUAUUAAGCACAUUGUCACUUUGCACAUAUUUCAGCCUGGCUCCUGUGACACAGACAUAUUGAAAACUAAACGUGCUCACAUUUGAUUUAUUGAAAUGCCACUGCUUCGUGUGGCGUUCCAGCCACAUUGCCGAUAGCCUUUCCUGUUUGCCCUAGCAAAUUUAAGCUUAGAUGAAGCUUAGUGCGGCGCUUCAUGUAUUUUGGAAAAGAAAUAUGUUUCAGUUUGCACCUGCUCUGCCGCCUCGCCUCCCAAUUGCCAGCAAGGGUCGGUCACGUCUGACUUGUCCCGACCAAGCUGUUACAUCCACACGCUCCACUGUUUUGUA
This is a messenger RNA of Corythoichthys intestinalis (scribbled pipefish), 1443 nucleotides long. RefSeq names its product trace amine-associated receptor 13c-like. Gene Ontology annotation, molecular function: trace-amine receptor activity. The transcript has a single exon. NCBI's taxonomy places the organism in Eukaryota, Metazoa, Chordata, Actinopteri, Syngnathiformes, Syngnathidae. Gene Ontology annotation, cellular component: membrane. The coding region runs from base 442 to 1203 and encodes 253 amino acids. The record is from RefSeq and is a predicted model, not a curated record. Gene Ontology annotation, biological process: G protein-coupled receptor signaling pathway.